AAGCAUAGGACUAUAAUAAUUUAUCAUCAUCUUUACUUUAUGGGAUUCUCAAUCUCACCAUCUACACCAAUUUGAAGUUAUAAUACUAUUUAGCAUCCAAUUAACAAAACCCCUUUUUUAUCAGCUUUGUCCUCUACACUUUUCUUCUUUUCCCAGUUAGAAGAAGGUCAAGUAGAAGCUUAAGAGAAUGAACGAUUGGGCAGCCCCGCUCAUCGGAACAGCACUUUUUGCUUUCCUCUGUCCUGGAUUGCUCUUCCAGCUUCCCGGGAAGCAUAGGCCGGUCGAUUUUUUGAAUAUGAAGACUAGUAUACCCUCCAUGUUGCUGCACACCGUUAUCUUUGGUUUGCUCCUUAUUCUGUUCCUUGUGAUUCUUAAUAUACAUCUCUUUGCCUAGAUGUCGUUUCUGGUAAAAUAGGUUAGACAGUACUAUGAAAAUUUAUUUGUUGUAAUAUUGUCAAGAAUGAUCCCGGAAAGUAGAAUGAGAUUGACAGAUAGUAAUAAGUAAAUCUUUUAUUCAGUUAAGGUAUGUAUGUGUGUUGUUUUUCAUGCACUUGGAAUGAAGAAAGCGGAUCGAGGAGUUUCGCUUUAUCUUUUUAUCAA
This is a messenger RNA of Olea europaea var. sylvestris, 600 nucleotides long. RefSeq lists its product as uncharacterized. The transcript has a single exon. NCBI's taxonomy places the organism in Eukaryota, Viridiplantae, Streptophyta, Magnoliopsida, Lamiales, Oleaceae. The record is from RefSeq and is a predicted model, not a curated record. The coding region runs from base 188 to 394 and encodes 68 amino acids.